Nilaparvata lugens (brown planthopper) is the source of this 3274-nucleotide messenger RNA. RefSeq lists its product as uncharacterized. Lineage: Eukaryota; Metazoa; Arthropoda; Insecta; Hemiptera; Delphacidae. The record is from RefSeq and is a predicted model, not a curated record. The transcript has 2 exons. Bases 29 to 2044 code for a protein of 671 amino acids.
GAAUACGAAUGGAAGAAACGUUCUAUUUAUGUUGGAAAAAAAUUUGUACAUAGUUCCAGUCUAUCUGAGUGGAGGUCUGGAGAGUGAGUGGGAAUUGGAUUACUGUAUGUUGUAUGAUUUUCUGUUCUCUUUCGAUGAUACCGAAAAUAUGAUUAUUGUGGGAGAUUUAAAUGGGCGAGUUGGAGAAGGGCAGAGCUUACCGACACAAGUCGCGUUCGAUAACACAGGCAUUGAGUACGAACGCCGGUCUAAAGAUACCGUAAUCAAUAAAAAAGGAAGAAAAUUAAUAAAUCUCUGUGAGGAGUUUAAUUUCGUUAUUUUAAAUGGUAGGGUCACGGGGGAUGAGUCGGGGGAGUUCACAUUUGUUAAUAAUAGAGGAGCGUCGGUUAUCGAUUUGUGUUGUGUCAGCUUAGAUAGUUUGCAUUUAAUUGAAUAUUUUGAAGUGAAGGGCGCGAACUUCUCAGAUCAUUUUCCCAUAAGUAUAUCUAUCAAGUGUGAAAGUAUAGCAGAAGUUGAAAAAAGCUGUUCAGUACCACUUGCCCCAAAACUUACCUGGAAUAGCGCGAAUGGAAAUAGUUUUGUUGAUAAAUUAGCAGAGAGGUGUCGGAAUGUUUCUCAUUUACCAGAAGAUAUCGAUGAGGCAUGUACUUUACUGAAGGAACUGAUAUAUGACACCACCAAUUUCAAGAAUGAGCCGAAAUUAGUAAAUAAUAAGUUCAAGAAAAGUAUUUGGUACGAUCGAGAAUGUGAAAUGGCUAGGAACACAAUGUUUGCUUUAUUGAAAUUAUUUAGAAAAAAUAACUCUAUCGUAGUUAAGAAUGACUAUUUAGCGGCUGUGAAAGACUACAAAGAAAUAUGUAAGAGGAAAAAAGAUGUUUAUUGGGAGGGAGUAAAAACAAAAUUAAAAUCAGUUAGAGAUUCUAAACAUUUUUGGGAACUGGUGCGUGAAUUUAAAGGAAAAAACGAGGUGAGAAAAAUAGAUAUAAAACCAGAGGAAUGGGUAUGUCAUUUUAAAGAGCUAUACACGCCUAUUCGAGUAUGUGGACCAACAUCGUAUGCAGAGCCCCAUAUUACGGAUGAGUUAUUGGACAAAGCCUUAGAUAUCAACGAAAUCAGGUUAUCACUAAAAAAGUUACGAAAUGGAAAGGCUCCGGGGGAAGAUAGAAUUUGUGGUGAGUUUUACAAAAAAGCGCCUGUAACAUACAUACAAUUGAUGAUAAUUCUUUUCAAUAGGAUUUUUGAUGUAGGCAAGGCUCCAGAAUCAUUCAAAAAAUCAAUAGUCUUCCCAUUGCACAAAAAAGGAGAUACGCGAGAUCCGAAAAACUAUAGGGCGAUAUCUUUCACCAACUCAAUUUAUAAGGUAUUUGUAGGGUGUUUACUGAAUAGACUAGAGCAGUGGGUAACGCAGAGAAAAAUUAUUAGAGAGAAUCAAGCCGGUUUUAGAAAAGGGUAUUCGUCAGUCGAUAAUAUUUAUGUUUUGUACAACUUGAUAAGAUAUCAUAUGUUGGUAAGAAAUAAAAAGGUUUACUGUUUCUUUGUGGACUUCAAGGCCGCGUUUGACUCUAUUGAUCGAGAAGCGUUGUUCUACAGAUUAUUGGAAAUAGGUAUUUCAAAUAAGUUUGUCCGGGUGUUGAGAGCAUUAUAUGAGAAAGUAACAUCCGCUGUAUGGUGCAAGAAUGGUAAUGGUCUUACAGAAAGUAUUGAGUUUGAGAGUGGCUUAAAACAGGGAUGUUUAGUAUCCCCGAUUCUGUUUUCUAUCUUUACUCACGAUAUUUGUGAAUACAUAGGAGGUGGGCUACGGAUGGGAGAUACUGAAAUAAAUGCACUCCUUUAUGCUGACGACUUGGUGAUAUUCACUGAUAGUAUUCACAAAAUGCAGAGAAUGAUAAAUAAAUUGAGAGAUUAUUGUUGCCGGUGGAACUUGAUAUUGAAUAGAGAUAAAUCGAAGAUAAUCGUCUUUAGAAAGGGGGGUAGAUUAAGCCGGAGUAGUAAACGAGUACAAGUACCUUGGAGUCACUUUCACUUCUACGUUAUCUUUGACUAGCCAUUUUAAAGAUAAAGUAUCGAUAGCAAAAUACGGUAUAAAUAGUGUAUGGAAGAAACUGAUUACAAACAAUGAAGUGCCGUUAUCAACCAAAAGGCAGGUGUUUAGUUCGGUAAGCAAGGCGACGGUAACAUAUGCUGCCCAAGUAUGGGGGUAUCAGCAAAGAGAGGAAUUGGAGCGACUGCAUAGAUUCUUUAUUAAGAGACUGUUCUGUUUGCCGGUCAAUACACCAAAUUAUAUUUUGUAUUUGGAGAGUGAAGAGAAUAAUAUAUGGUUGGAUACAUUAAAAUUGAAUUGUAGAUACAUAGCGAAAACGAUAAGCCUAUCAGAAUCUAGAUUUAUAAGAAAAAUAACAAUAUUGACAUCCCGAAGUAAAUGCGGUUGGGCUAAGGAAUGGAGAAUGUUGAGUAGACAAUAUAAUGUGGAUUGGAUAGACCCUGUAACUCACCCUAAUGAAUGGCUAGGAAAAUGUGAGAUUAUUAUUAAUCGAAUACGCAACAAAUUAAUAGAAACGUGGUGGGAUUGUGCCGCAAAUUCGCAGUUUCAUUCCAUUUAUUAUAAUCUUAGAAUGUGUCAUCCAGUAAGACCAGAUUAUAUUAGCGACAUACAUAGUAGGCGUUUUAUCAGUCAGAUUUUCAAGGUGAGAGGGUCUCUAUUACCUCUCAAUUUUAGGGUGGGUAGAGAUUAUGAAAGUUAUAUUUGCUCACUGUGCAAUAGUAGAGAAGUGGAAGACACCCAUCACUUCAUAGGUAGAUGUAAAAUCCUAGGUGAAUUACGUGCCAAAUGGUUUGGAUGUUGGGUAUUGAAUGAGGUGGCAGUUCUCCAAUACCUGAAUGGUAAAGAUUGGAGAAUCCUGUUUGGGUAUGUAAAUGAGGCACUUAAGUAUCGGGAGUUUUUAGUGUUAGAGUAUAAUUUCUGAAUAAGUACAUUUAAUAUGUGGGAUUUGUCAUUAUUUUGUGCAUUCUGAUUAACCGUAAUUUUUGUAAUCAAGGAUUUAUAAAAUUGAGUUUAUGUUCACUUAUAUGAUGUAUAAUCUAUGCUUUUUCAAGUAUGUAUCUGAUAAUUUAAUUCGUUGCUAUAAUGUAUAAAUUAAAUGUUAAGUUAAUAUUGUAAACAACCAACUCUGGCUGACGGCAUAAAGCCAUGCCUAUUGAAUUUUUGACUUAUUGAAUUGUAAAUUGUAUCCUUUGUUUUGUAUAAUAAAUUCUUUUAUCUAUCUAUCUAUCUAUC